Messenger RNA from Triplophysa rosa, 5216 nucleotides. RefSeq names its product fibrinogen C domain containing 1a (gene fibcd1a). The transcript is spliced from 7 exons. The record is from RefSeq and is a predicted model, not a curated record. The coding region runs from base 611 to 2005 and encodes 464 amino acids. NCBI's taxonomy places the organism in Eukaryota, Metazoa, Chordata, Actinopteri, Cypriniformes, Nemacheilidae.
GUGCAACUUCGACGCUUCCAAUGUUCCACACCUCAAGCCGACGCGACGCGACGCGUAGCCGGUCGCUUUCAGUGGACACGGUGUUAGCGCAGGAUCAGGGAGCGGAUUGCAGGAGCUCUCCACCACAAACCGCCUUCACAGAGCACAGGAAUAAAGCAAAGCGAACAGACGCGCACUUAUUCCCCGCAACUUUGCACCUGCGUAUUUAAACACACAUUUUUAAUUCUUUACAGACUGGACGAGGAAAGUUUUGCGUCUGGAAUACUGUCGAACGGUGCCGUCACCCGCGGCGCACGCAUCAUCUGCAACUAUCACACUCAUAUCUGAGUGUUAAAGAGCUCGGAGCUGCUCUCGUACUGUUUUCUCUUUUUUCGUUUAUUUUGGGCGAGGGACAAGUCCCUAGAAGUAUGUAUAUUUUGUCAAAUGAGUGUGGAUCUGUGAUCUGUAGUGCUUAGCCCCGCUUUAUCAUCUGUGAAGUAGUUUUAGUUUCUGUAGACUGCUGUGUUCAUUCCCCCCUUUUCUCUGUCGGAUGGUGGAAUUUAAACAAGACUGAUCCCCUUUUCUCCUCCUGCCCGCAAACCAAACUCACCGAUGGUCAGGAUUCCGGAGAAUGGUAAAUGAUCGAUGGAAAAUCAUGAACAGUGUUUCAGAACUCGAGGAUGGACAGCAGCACAAAUCGCAGAGGAUGAGCUGUAGCUAUCUCCUGUGCACCAUCCUGCUCUUCGUCGCCGUGUUACUGGCUGUCACGGUAACCGGAAUCAUUCUCUUGAUGAAUCAUUACCAAGCGCCCGCCGGCCCCGACGGCCCCCCUCUCAUCAGCACCAACCAGGAUGAGGCUAAUGCCCUGGUAACCAUCGAGAGAGGCGACGGCUCUCGCAUAAACAUCUUCAUUGACCCCAACUGCCCCGACUACAACAAUAACUUCCUGCGUCUGGAGGGCGUGCAGACCUCUCUUCUGCACUCUCUCACGGACCACGACACUGAUCUGAAGUCAGUGAAGGGACAAGACCGUGCUCUGCUGGUUAAACUGGCCGAGGAGGUGGCCAAACUGUCCGCUCACGCCAGUCAACUUAAGAUGGAAUACAAUGCCCUUAGACAGGGCCAGGGUAACAUUGGACAAGAGCUCAGUACGCUUCAGUCCGAACAGGGCAGGCUCAUUCAGCUGCUGUCAGAGAGUCAGAUCAACAUGGUGAAGGUGGUGAACUCCGUGAGCGACGCCCUCAGCUCCAUGCAGAAGGAAACGGGAAACAUCAAGACCCGUCUCAAGGCAGAUCUACAGAGGGCUCCGGUGCGCACUCUCCGGCCCAAGGGCUGCGCCGGUGGAGAAGGUUCCAGACCCAGGGACUGCGCUGACAUCUAUGCUAAUGGGCAAAGAGAAGAUGGUAUCUACUCCGUCUUCCCCACACAUUACCCGGCGGGCUUUCAGGUGUAUUGCGACAUGACUACGGAUGGGGGUGGUUGGACGGUGAUUCAACGCAGAGAAGACGGCUCUGUGAAUUUUUUCCGGGACUGGGAAGCGUACCGUGAGGGUUUUGGCAAGAUAACAGGAGAACAUUGGCUUGGCAUGAAACGGAUCCAUGCACUCACCAUCCAAGCCAACUAUGAGUUGAGGAUUGACCUGGAGGACUUUGAGAACAGCACUUCUUUUGCUCAUUACGGUUCUUUUGGAGUGGGUUUGUUCUCGGUUGAUCCGGAUGAGGACGGCUACCCACUGAGCGUCUCUGACUACUCGGGCACUGCAGGCGACUCGCUGCUCAAACACAACGGAAUGAAAUUCACCACUAAGGACAAAGACAACGACCACUCGGAGAAUAACUGCGCGUCCUUCUACCACGGCGCCUGGUGGUACCGCAACUGCCACACCUCCAACCUCAACGGACAGUAUCUGCGCGGCCAGCACACCUCCUACGCCGACGGCAUCGAGUGGUCGUCCUGGACGGGCUGGCAGUACUCGCUGAAGUUCACGGAGAUGAAGAUCAGGCCUACGAAGGAGGAGAAUAAAUGAGCGAGAACUGGAGAACUCAAGGAGAAGCGCAAAGAGGAACUCUGUAGGUGUUAGAGACACUAAACGCAGAAAACCAAGAACUUUUUGUCAUGAUUCUGUUCGAUCCCUUUUCCCCACCCUCUCCACCUUGUAGUGUUUGUGCUGACGCCCGGAGGGCCGCUGUUUUUCUCUUGAUCCAUUGGUCGCAUCUCUAAAUAUUAUUAUGAAAGAUUGCAGGUAUUGUCUAAAAAGUACUUAUGGAUAAAAAAUAGUUGUUGUCUAAAAAAAGGGAAAAAAAUACAACAAAAAACUUUCUGUAGCUGUGAAAUUUAGCAAAGAACGUGUAGCUUUUCAUAACAAUGAAUACUUUUAACUCCUCACAAACAUCUGACGGUAUGACAGGCUGUGUUGUGUUAUUUUCGGUUUGUGCUUGAUGGAAUUAUUCACCCAAAAAUGACAUACAGUAAUUUACUCACCGCCGUGUCGUUCCACGACGGUCUGUUUUUUGUUUUUCCAUGGAACAGGAAAAAACUUUAGUGCUUCUCGAUCAUUUCCAUGCAAGAACGUAUAACUCAAGCUUUUUCUUACGUAAAAAAAACCCUGUAAAAAUAGUUAUACUAGUAAUAGUAAUAGUUUCCACACCAGGAAGGUGAGAUUUCAGGAUUUUUUUUUAAUUCUCUGUUUCUUACAUUAUCAUAUAGUUUUUGAACACUUGAGAUGUCGUCACAAGGCCUGUAUUUAUGUUUGUUUUUAAAGCUUAAAGUCUUUAAAUGCGUCUUCAUUCGUUGAAUUUGAAUAGAAAACUUGAAAAGAAAAUGUUCGAGAUCACCAGUUCGGAUCAACACGAGGGUGAGUAAAUGAUUAAAGGAUUACUUCACCCAAAGAUGAAAAUUCUUUCAUCAAACACUUGUAGCUAACAUAACAAGGAUGCAUUGGUGUGUUCGACCGCUGCUGUAAUACCUGGAAGGUAAAAUACGUUAUUGACCAGCCAGCAGGGAUGCACAAAGAGAAUAUGUGUCACUGUGGGGGCUUUCAAGUGAUGGACCAACACAGACACAUUAUUCACUCUGACAGGUGGGUUGUAAGCGGAUGUGCCGGCCAUUGGAUGGUUUAUCAACAAAGAAGCAGAACUUACAAAUGAACCCUUUGGUGUUGUUGUCUGUUAGGAGAGCUGAUGGACUUUAUCUUAUGCUCUGGUUGGCACGCGUGGCAAUAGGUCUCAACAGGCCAGAAUGACCUGAGUUGUCAAAGAGACCAUCAGAUGCGAAUUCAAAGGUUGGACCAUUUUUGUUGUUGAGAACAGACUACUUGUUGUGAAGCAUUAGUAAAGUCAUCCUACAGGUCAUUUUGGUACAUCAGAUGUCCACCAAUGUAUGAUCUUUUGCUCUAUUCAUUUUAUUUUUUUCUCAAAUCUUGAUGUUUUUGACUAAAUAUUGAAUGAAAUAUUUUAUUGUAAAAUGUCAUCAAAGCCAUGAGCAUCUUCUUUCAUGUUCUGUAACAGGAGGAAAAUUAUUUGUUUUAUUUUUGUGAGAACUAUUCCUUUAUCUGCUGCUGGUUUAAAAACAUUAAAAUUAAAAACAUUUGCCCCGUUUUUGUUUGCUUGUUUUCUAGCUAUGCAGUCCCGACCAAACUCACUUUGCUGGAUAUGUUAUUUAUUUACAAUAUUGACAAUGUGGGUAUUGAUCUUUAUCCAAACUAUCAUCUUACAGUGUUACCUGUUUACUUGUUAUCAUUUUUGUGUCAUUACAUUAGGUUUGAGAAUGAACACCUUUUAAAACAUGUUCUGUAUCAGCCUGCUGUUUUAUUUGUAUGUAAAAUGACCACAAGAGCUAGUGUUGCAUUGUUUAAAAUGUGAAAAUGGGUUUCAUAACUUUAUUUGUAUCUUUAUAUUUGUUGUGAUUGUGCACUGGUUAUACUGUCAGAAAUGAACGUUGUCUGCACUUUUAAAAAAAACGAACAAAAACGGUCAUUUCUGUUUGAAAAAGGAUUACAAUCACUUUUAUCAGAGGGAAUUCAAAGACGUCGCUGUAUGUACUAAAGGAAAACUUUUCCUGUAAUGUUUUGAGAAUGAAAAGCCGGCUUGCUUCACUGUUUAUCCAUAUUAAAUGGUUUACUAAUAUUGGGAAAAACCUCUUGCAAAAAAACAAUUCGCCAAAGUCGAUGGAAUUUAAAGCUACAACAGAAUGUACAGAUGUCACAGCCCCAUGAGAAGUCGCGUGCUCAGCCGAGCUGGCACAUUAUCUCUUUCAUUGAAAGCAACCGCAGCUAUUGCAAAGCAAAGAAAUUUCUGUGAGAUGAAACUGUUUAAGGUCAACACUGCGGGAGUUUCACAGUCGAUUCCAAAGGAAAGCCAUAGGAGGGAUUUAAAUGCUGUCCUCAUACUAGCAUGCACAUUUAAAACAUAAGGUAAAUGCUAAUAAAAUUCAUCAUCACACCCCACUAUGCCAUGUUGUCCUGCUCUCUGCAGGUAUAUUAAAAAAUGUGGGUUUCUGAGGGGGUGAAACCGAUAGAUGUGAGAUGGAAUGCAAUGAGAGAGAUUAUCUGUUUUGUUGUGCUAAAGGAUACAAUGUUCUAGACAGCACGAGCUUGUGGCAAAACACUGAUUCUCAGUUGGUGACCCCAGUUGAUCAUUGUGAACUUGUUGGAACCCAGAAACACCUGCUGUUGGCUCUUUAAACUACAGCUGUCUACUGAGGGUACUUACAAGUCAUCUAUCUCUGUAAAUGAUUUAACAGUGAAAUCACAGUGUGAUUUCUGUGCCACUAGCAUCAUCAAACACAAUUGCAUCAGUUAUUAAAACAGGUUUUCUGAACACUCCUGCCACCUGCCAUUGGUCAAACAAGACAGUCCCUUCUAAACACAUUCCAUUGGUUGAGCUCUGUAGAAUGUGAAAACAAGUGGAGAAUUUUUUUUUGACUUUUUUAAUUCUAACUUUUUUCAGAGAAGUAAACAUCAACAUGAUAUAGGAGAAAAUAUUUUAUCAUAAAAAUAACAGAGUAUAACUCUCUGUCAUCCCCAAACCCUCAACCCCGUUCAUUUUGACCAGCUAUAAAAAAGUGAUUUUUUUUUGGUAUGCUUCAUUACAUUAUUAUGGGCUCGUAUUCCAGCCGUUUUUAGGUCUGACAGCAACGGUACAAUUAUUCCUUGUUUUUGUUGAUCCUUGAUGUGUUUGAUGUUCAGAGUGACAUUUAAUAAACAUCCACAAUUUCUAACAUGCUUUAAUCUGGUAACU